AUGCAGAUCAAAGUCCGCACACUCACAGGCAAGGAGAUCGAGCUCGACAUCGAAGCAACAUACACCGUCCAAAAGAUCAAGGAGCACGUAGAGGAAAAGGAAGGAAUCCCACCUGUUCAGCAGCGGUUAAUCUAUGGUGGAAAGCAAAUGUCAGACGACAAGACGGCAGAGGAGUACGGUCUGGAGGGUGGCGCGACGCUGCAUUWGGUGCUGGCGCUGCGUGGUGGAUCUGCAUGA
Molecule: messenger RNA, 237 nt
Organism: Ramularia collo-cygni
Lineage: Eukaryota; Fungi; Ascomycota; Dothideomycetes; Mycosphaerellales; Mycosphaerellaceae
Product: probable ubiquitin-like protein ubl1
Exons: 3
Coding region: 1-237 (78 amino acids)
Biological process (GO): protein neddylation; regulation of proteolysis; modification-dependent protein catabolic process
Cellular component (GO): cytoplasm; nucleus
Molecular function (GO): protein tag activity; ubiquitin protein ligase binding
Source: RefSeq, a predicted model, not a curated record